AUGUCUUCAACUGUUGAUGAUAAGAUAGAAUAUUAUUCUUUAUCUGAUUUAACUGUUAGUACUUUACAUGAUUUCUAUUUGGAUCUUGAUGAUUUACAUGAUUUAUGUUCUACUAUGGUUGAUUAUUAUAAGAAAGAACAGAGAACUACUCUUGGAAGUGAUAAAUAUUCAAAUCUUAUUGAAAGUGAAGUUUUCUUGGUUAAAGAUAUUGCCAGUAGUGCGUGUAAAAUGUUACAAAAGUAUAAAACUGUUAUUAAUGCAUUUAAACAAUGCCACGAUGAUAGAGAAUUAGCACGAAAAGAAUUGAAUAAACCAAAAAAAUAA
This is a messenger RNA of Entamoeba dispar SAW760, 324 nucleotides long. RefSeq lists its product as uncharacterized. Lineage: Eukaryota; Evosea; Mastigamoebida; Endamoebidae. Bases 1 to 324 code for a protein of 107 amino acids. The record is from RefSeq and is a predicted model, not a curated record. The transcript has a single exon.